AUGGCACGGGGAGGCCCGGGCCAACCGCCGGAUUCGCAAGAAUCUGCACAGCGUGCAAAGACGGCUGGCCCUACGAAUAGCCUACAGGACCGUGGCGCGCGACGCCUUGGCGGUCCUCGUGGAGAUCCCCCCGCUGAAGUAUGUGGCCGAUGCCCUGGCAGAAUCCUAUGGAGGUCCCAGGGAGGUGUCGUAAUCCCCGGGGCCGCCAACCUCUUUAGAGAGGUGGCCCGUCGGCAGGUUUUCCACGAAUGGCGUGACAGCCUGCGGAACAGCCCGCCGACCAAGGGGACCCGGACCACGGAAACCAUCCUCCCCUGCCUUGACGAGUGGGCUGGCAGAGGUUGGGGCGGACUCUCGUUCCACCUGACGCAGGUUCUCACCGGCCACGAGUGCUUCGGUGAGUACCUGUGUCGUAUCGGGAAGGAGCUGAUGACGCAGUGCCACCAUUGCGACGAGCCUCGGCACACCGCGCAGCACACGCUGGAAGUGUGUCCAGCGUGGGCAGAGGAGCGUGGUGCCUUGAGGCGUGUUAUAGGGGAGGAUUUCUCCCUGCCGGCGGUCGUCAAGGUUAUGGUUGGCAGGGAGAAGGCGUGGAUGGCCGUCUCCUCCUUCUGA
This is a messenger RNA of Trachymyrmex cornetzi, 615 nucleotides long. RefSeq lists its product as uncharacterized. Lineage: Eukaryota; Metazoa; Arthropoda; Insecta; Hymenoptera; Formicidae. The transcript has a single exon. The record is from RefSeq and is a predicted model, not a curated record. Bases 1 to 615 code for a protein of 204 amino acids.